Molecule: messenger RNA, 2918 nt
Organism: Oncorhynchus tshawytscha (Chinook salmon)
Lineage: Eukaryota; Metazoa; Chordata; Actinopteri; Salmoniformes; Salmonidae
Exons: 16
Coding region: 30-2159 (709 amino acids)
Source: RefSeq, a predicted model, not a curated record
CCUAAACACACACGCUCUCUCAUCCAUUCAUGGCUCCACAUCUCCUCCUUGUCCUGCACAUCCUUUUCUUCCUCGCUGGACUUUCAGAUAUACAGAGUGUGUCCACAGUGAGACAUGUGUCUGUAAAGCAAGGAGGCUCCAUCACCAUCCCAUGUCUCUAUGAUCUGAGAUAUAGAAACAGUGUGAAGUACUGGUGUGCGGGAUCUAGUAUCCUUGGUUGCUCUUCUGUAGUACGCACUGACCAUCCUAAGACCAGUGGAAAGACCUCAAUCUCUGAUGACAUCAACCAGCGAGUCUUCACUGUGACCAUGACAAGUCUUAGUUCUAGUGAUUCUGAUUAUUACUGGUGUAUUGUGGAGAGGAAGAACAAGGCAGGUGAUGGGGAUAGACUGCAGAUAUCUGUUACUCCAGAUAUUCCAGGACUGUAUGUGGAUCAACAAGAAGUGACUGGAGUUGUAGGACAGAAUGUCACUGUGCAAUGUUACUAUAGUGAAGCUGGAGCCAGAGGGAGGUGGUACAGGAUGGGUGGGAAAUGUCUGCUGAAUUCUGGAACUCUAGAUGGAACAUCAGUGACAUUACACCAGCAGACCAAUAUUGUCACCAAUGGCAAUGUUUUAACGGUGACUAUGAGUGCACUGAGGAUGGUGGACACUGGCUGGUACAGGUGUGCAAAUGGAUACUAUCAGAUGCCUGUUCAUAUCACUGUCAAUCAGCAAACCACAAAGCAAAAUACUACCACCUUCAGUAAGUACUGGUACACAGAGUGCAUCCACAAACAGACCAUCAUCCACUCAUGGUUCCUCAUCACCUCCUUGUCCUGGACAUCCUUUUCUUCCUCACUAGAUUCUCAAGGAUUGCGGACACACCAGUACUCCCACACAAACAUAAAUACUACCAGAGACGUUCUCUCUCAUCCAUUCAUGGCUCCACAUCUCCUCCUUGUCCUGCGCAUCCUUUUCUUCCUCACUGGAGUCUCAGAUACACAGAGUGUGUCCACAGUGAGUCAUGUGUCUGUAAAGCAAGGAGGCUCCAUCACCAUCCCAUGUCUCCAUAAUCAGAGCUAUAGAAACCAUGUGAAAUACUGGUGUAGGGGAUAUAAUUGGUUUGGUUGCUCUACUGUAGUACGCACUGACUAUCCUAAGACCAGUGGAAAGACCUCCAUCUCUGAUGACAUCAACCAGCGAGUCUUCACUGUGACCAUGACACGUCUUAGUCCUAGUGAUUCUGAUUAUUACUGGUGUAUUGUGGAGAGGAAGAGCAAGGCAGAUGAUGGGGUUAGACUGCAGAUAUCUGUUACUCCAGGUACUCCAGAACUCUACGUGGACCAACAACAGAUGACUGGAGUUGUAGGAGGGAGUGUCACUGUGCUCUGUUACUAUAGUUCACAAGGAAGUACAGGGGGGUGGUGCAGGAUGGGAGGCUCUCGUGUGGCUGUGGGACAUUCUAGGGUUUUAGAUGGAACAUUUGUGAAGUUAGUGCAGGAGGAGAGCCGAACCACCAACGGUUAUGUCUUAAUGGUGACUAUGAGUGGAUUGAUGAUGGAGAACACUGGCUGGUACUGGUGCGAAAAGGGAGACAUACAGAUGCCUGUUCAUAUCACUGUCAAUCAACCAACCACAACACAGAGCACCACCACAACAACACAAGCUUCAUCCACUCACCAAGCGUCACUAACCAGUGCUGAGUCUAACACUUCUCCGCCCACAGUAUCCCCUUCUGUUACAAACAGGGACAAUGUUGUAACUAACGAGAACACAGAUGAGAAGCACCAGAGUUGGCUGGAAUUCCUUUUCAUUCCUCUGAGCCUGUUGGUGGUGUUGAUAGCUGUUACCUUGGUCACAUUGAAGAUGUUGAGAAAACAUAAGGACAAGAAAGCAAAGGACCAACCAGCAAACACCACAGUACAGUCUUCUGACUCUGAGCAGAACAUUACCUACAGCACUGUGAGUCACACCAGAGGAACAGCACAACAGGACCCAUUACCUGAUGAUGCAGUGACAUACAGCACCGUGGUCACCAAGAACAAGGUCCAACCAAAUAUUCCAUUACCUGAUGAUGCAGUGACAUACAGCACUGUGGUCACCAAGAACAAGACCCAACCAAAUGCAGCAGAACCAGAUGAUGUGGUCUACAGCACAGUGGCCCAACACCAGAGAUAGCAGGGAGUAGCAGCAGAGCAGUGACAGAAUUAAAUCCUUGGUCACAAAGAACCAGACAAGCUUUAUGGGGGAAAAUACUGGAGGAUCUCAGUGUACUAAGGCAUCAGAAGAAAUGUGUCCAGAUUGACAGUAAAACACAUGUUAUUUUAUUUGUCACCCCCUGCCCCAACCCUUUCUCAUUAUUAUUUAUUGUUUACGUUUCCUUUUUAAAGGAUGAAUCAAAAUGUAUGUAAGGGGACAGCCGAAUAACCCUUUUAGGUUUGAGAUGGCACAUCUUUUUCUAAGAGUGUAGGCUGACUGUCUUAAGUGGAAAGGUUGGCCAAACUUUUGAAAGUACCAUGCUCAGAUUCCUGAUUUAAUUAUUUGCAAACAGCGACAGUUUCGUUGCAAACAGGACAAACUGAUUUGGCAUUGGAGAAAUAUGAAACAUUUAAGGCUCUGGUCUGUACAGGAGGUGAGGAUAAACAGGAGACAUGUUCAACAAUCCACUUUGUUUUAAUGAUUUAUUUUGGGUAGAGGGGAGGGUCACUUGUUUUCUUUCUAGGGUUUAGGUCAAAUAUAUUUAGCUGAAGAGCAGGCCAUCCAAUUUCAUUUCAGAGAGGUCUGAUUUUCUCCAUGUAACUCUUAUUAUAAUUAACGUUCACUCCCUAACCUGUAUAUAUAUUAUAGACUGAACGUCUUGUAUUAAAUUGUCACAAUUAUGUCCAUGUGGACAUUUAACUAACGUGUGUUUCUUCAAUAAAAACAGAAUAAACCUGA